Molecule: messenger RNA, 2787 nt
Organism: Scophthalmus maximus (turbot)
Lineage: Eukaryota; Metazoa; Chordata; Actinopteri; Pleuronectiformes; Scophthalmidae
Gene: b3gat3
Product: beta-1,3-glucuronyltransferase 3 (glucuronosyltransferase I)
Exons: 8
Coding region: 185-1195 (336 amino acids)
Biological process (GO): chondroitin sulfate proteoglycan biosynthetic process; carbohydrate metabolic process
Cellular component (GO): Golgi membrane
Molecular function (GO): galactosylgalactosylxylosylprotein 3-beta-glucuronosyltransferase activity
Source: RefSeq, a predicted model, not a curated record
CGCACCGAAACCGGAAGUUGUUGGUACAUUUGUGGGGGUGAAACUAGCCAAACCCAAUGAAUGGAUGUUGUGAUGCACUGAGGUGCCCUCGCUCACGUCGGUCCGAGAUGGCAUGAGGAGCUGAGCCCGUGGUUCGACCCUCUCGUCCCGGUCUCCCACCAAUUGCCCGCCGCCGCUGGUCACCAUGGCAACAAGGAUGAAGCUGAAGCUGAAGACCGUGUUCGUGCUCUACUUCAUGGUCUCCCUCCUGGGCCUCGUCUAUGCACUGAUGCAGCUGGGUCAACGCUGCGACUGCACAGAGCACGACCUGCCCAAGGACCGCACCAUAUCUCGGCUGCGGGGGGAGCUGCACCGUCUUCAGGAGCAGAUGAGGAAGUCGGAGGCAACCAAACAACCUCAGAAACAUGCAGUCAAGCCCUCUCCGCCCACCAUCUUUGUCAUCACUCCAACAUACUCGAGGCUGGUGCAAAAGGCCGAGCUGACGCGUAUGUCCCAGACAUUCCUCCAUGUUCCCCAGCUCCACUGGAUUGUGGUGGAAGACUCGCCUCAUAAGACGCCACUGGUGUCUGACCUCCUGGUGAAGAGCGGCCUGGCCUACACACACUUGCACAUGCCCACUGCCAAAGACCGCAAACUCCAGGAGGGCGAUCCCAGCUGGCUGAAGCCCCGCGGAGUUGAGCAGAGGAACGAGGGUCUACGGUGGCUCAGGGAGGACAGAAGGGCUCAGCCCGGUGGAGAAAGCCAGCAGGGAGUGGUUUACUUCGCUGAUGAUGACAACACGUACAGCCUGCAAAUAUUUGAAGAGAUGAGGAGCACCCAGCGAGUUUCUGUGUGGCCAGUGGGGCUGGUUGGAGGGAUGAAAUACGAGAGGCCAGUGGUUGAAGGAGGAAAGGUGGUCCGCUUCCAUACCGGCUGGCGUCCCAGUCGCCCCUUCCCCAUGGACAUGGCUGGUUUCGCUGUGUCCCUCAAAGUGGUCCUGGCCAAUCCAGAGGCUUGUUUUGAUGGAGAGGCACCAAUGGGCUUCCUGGAAAGCAGCUUUCUUCAGGGAUUGGUUACCAUGGACGAGUUGGAGCCCAAAGCGGACAACUGCUCCAAAGUGCUGGUAUGGCACACACGGACAGAGAAACCGAAGAUGAAGAGAGAGGAGGCUCUGCAGGCUCAGGGACUGGGAUCAGACCCUGCUGUGGAGGUCUGAAGAACACAAUCACUCACACACACACACACACGCACACACACACACACACACACACACACACACACACACACACACACAGUGUAAAUUCUAUUCUGCUGUUAAAUGCUGCAUAUUUAACUCUGCCUUGUAAAUACUGUAAAACAGAAAAACGUCUGUUUGAGAUGACAUUUAAAUUGAUCAAAUUUAUCUGGUUAUGAAUGUUUGUUUUGUUGUGUCAGGUAGUAAAUGUGUGCAUGUUUGUAUAUAUUGAUUAAGAGUGUGUGUAGUUGUAACUGUUCUGACUUUAUGUAAGUGUACGUAUCAGGGUUUUCCUUUGUUUUAAUAGACGUCUCUUUAUUUAGCAGUUCAGACAAUUAGUUCCAACAGUUGCCUCAUGGGGGCGCCAGUCUAAAAUUUUGCAAAUCCAUGCGGUAGCACCACCAGUACAUUACUGCUUAAAGCUAGAGGAACAAUCUUAUUAUUUAUUACAGACUUGCACACUUUGUAUAAUUUGUAAGAUUUUACAUGUUGUGAUCAAUGCACAUCCUGGAUUGUGUAACCAAUUCCUGGCAGCUGUAUUUUUAUGGCGGAGUCAUGUUCCCUCUGUUAGUUGUUUCUGGUCUGUACUCGGCCUCAUCAGUUCAAACACCACCCUCUUGACUGAUUUUCUGACCGAGACACAGUUGACAUGGAGCAUUUCUUCAAGCAUGUUCUCUGUUGUUGUUGUGAGAUUAGUAUCCUUAAGUCCAUAUUGAGGCAUAUAGAUGCUUUUAGUAGUCACAUGUCAAAAAACAACAUCACCAUCAGAGGCAUGAUCAUAAGUUUUGUGAGGCAGAGAUAUUACUGAGGUUCCUUUUUUUUUUAACCAUAAAACAAUAUUCAUGACAUAUGCAGCAGCCAAGCAAACAAAAUGGGAGCCAAUCCUAGUAUCUUGUUGUUGCCUUGUCUUUAUUAUGCUCACGUACACUAUUUUACAAACACAGCACCAUGCUGCAACACAGAUAUAAUAACAAAUACGGCGAUGCAAUGGUCCCACACCCAGUGCUCAGAGCGUAUAGUGUCACAACACAACCACCAGUCCGAACAAGUACUUCUAUGCAUAUGCUUUUAGUGAUGCUAUUGAGAAACACACACCUACACUUACGAGAACAGCACCACUGACGCUUUUAUAGAUUCUUUAUCCACUAACAGAAUACGAAACACGCCGUCCAUGUUAUAGUUCCACAGAGAAAAAGACUUGAAUUCCCCUUAAAUAGACAAUGGGGGGGAAAUCCCAGGGACUUUACACUAGCUGUAUGUCAGAGUUAUAUGAAUAUAUAUAAAAAUAAGCUUUAAAUAGGAAUUAAACUUCUAUGUGUUCGCCUGAUUAUCUUUCAUGACAUCCUCAGAAAUCAAAGAAUAGCAAGUAACAUAAAUUCAAAAACAGCUCACUCCUCACCUUCUCUUUUAUGAUACUGUAAAUAACAACUAGUGGCCUGCUUCUGUAUAAUUAAUGCCUGUGAGUCGGUUCGCUGCUGGUGUAUAAUGUAUUUAUUACUGUAAUAUUCCUUACAUUGUAUAAUGUGAUCAUGUCUAUCCCCGGUCAUGAAAAUAAACCUGGUUAUUGUGAAACA